GGGCAGUUUUCACUCAGCAACAUGGCAGGAAUGCCGGGCAUGCCCAACAUGCUGCUCUUUGAAAACUUCCUUGAUCAGCCGGAGCCCUUGUUUGGCUCGGAGCAACACAUCAGGGUUGGACAACUGCACCACCCUGGUCUGCAAGACAACUGUGCACCCUGUGAGCUUCCCAUCGCUAUGCAGCCGGACGUCAAUAAAUCGGGCUGUGAUUACCCCGCCGGCAGAUUUGGUGCUGAGGAGAUCUUGUGGUUGCAAUCAGCUCGGCAAGAGAGCAGCUGCGCUGAUAUGGACAGCACACACACCCAAAACAUGGAGCGCACAGGCUUCGAUUUGUCCACAAAUAUAGGAGGAGGGUGUGAUCACAGCUUGCACUCAGAAAUAACUCGCUGCCAAACAGCUUUGGAGUGCUCCGCAAAUUCGGAGGAGGGCAAGAGGGAGGAACCAGAGAUGACCGCAGAGGAGCUACGCAGGCAGAAGAGACGCAAAAUCAACCGCGAGUCUGCUCGUCGGAUGCGCCUGAAACCCAGGACGGAGGUCGAGGAGCAAAAGACACUGGUGCAGGUGCUGCUUGGACAGCUGGCGCUGCUCCAAGACGCCCACAGGCGCCUCCUCGAUGACUACAACCUGCUGCGGCAGCAAGUGUACAACAUUUCAGAGCCGCUGCCUCGCCAGUAGGUGGCAUGAUUUAGGAUGCAAGUUUGCAUCAUCGAGAUGAAUCACCAGAUUGGUGCCUGCUUGCAGAUUGGUCGGUGUGGGACGUGUGCAGUUUCUUUUUUUUUUACUGCAAAAGCAAAACCGUUG
Molecule: messenger RNA, 801 nt
Organism: Coccomyxa subellipsoidea C-169
Lineage: Eukaryota; Viridiplantae; Chlorophyta; Trebouxiophyceae; Coccomyxaceae
Exons: 3
Coding region: 22-675 (217 amino acids)
Source: RefSeq, a predicted model, not a curated record